Molecule: messenger RNA, 1140 nt
Organism: Boeremia exigua
Lineage: Eukaryota; Fungi; Ascomycota; Dothideomycetes; Pleosporales; Didymellaceae
Product: glutathione S-transferase-like protein
Exons: 1
Coding region: 327-1082 (251 amino acids)
Source: RefSeq, a predicted model, not a curated record
CCGGAACAUCGCUACAGUCGACGAGUACAUAGCUAUAUUCGACCCACAUAUUCAAGACAAGGCGAGGCAGUCAUCUUACAGCAAGUACGGACUGAGCAGAAGAGAUCACUACACAAUACUUACCGAGGUCAACAUGGAGCUGCUCAGCUCCGGAAGCGUUGAUUCGGCGACUGACGUCAUGCUAUUCAGAGUGUACCUAGGUAGUCGAGCCCGGUAACUGCGUGGAGAUAAUUGACAAGUUUGAAAGUUGUUAACACUCAGGCCUUAAGACGAUUGCAAUACUGGUCCCAAGUCACAGGAAAUACAACAACAGCAAUUCCAGCAACAUGGUCCUAACUGUCCAUCACCUCGGCAUCUCACAGAGCGAGCGCAUCCUCUUUCUCUGUGAGGAGCUCGCAAUCGACUAUGAAAUUGUGCACCACACCCGCGCGCCAAUUGCAGCGCCCGAGUCUCUGAAAAACGUGCCUGGUAACUCCACUGGCAAAGCACCGUUCAUUGAAGACUCCGAGGCCGGCAUCACACUGUCAGAAAGCGCGGCGAUAUGCGACUACAUCCUCGCGAAGAACGCGGCCGGAGAGCUUGGGAGCCAAAACCUCGAAAAGAAACUGGCAAAAUCAUAUGGUGAGCCGGGAUAUGCCGACUUCAUCUACUGGUAUCACUUCUCGAAUGGCACCUUGCAAGCGCUCAUGAACCGCUUCACCUUCUUCGAAAUCGGCCAGAUUCCCCAGGGCAACGCAGCGCAGAAGUUCUCGAUGGCCGGGCUGCAGGAUACCCUCAAGGUUAUGGAUGAGUGGCUCAAAGAUCAUACGUGGCUGGCUGGAGACGACUUCACCGUUGCGGAUAUCAUGACUGUCUAUUCUCUCACGUCGAAACGAUACUUUGGCCCGCUCGUGAGCUUCAAGGACUACCCCAAUAUUGUAAGGUACUUGAAAGACAUUGGGGACAGACCUGCGUAUCAGAGAGCUAUGGAGAAAGGAGACCCUGAGAUGAAGUUGCUCUUGGGCGCUGAGCCGCCAGAGAAGACCUUGAUCCAGGCCGGUGGAGUGAAGUCUGACUUCUGGAAGAAGAAGAGUCACAUUUAGAUGGAAGUCUAAUUUCAUGUUACGGUUCAGAGAAAAGAAGAGAGUAAUUUUCUGUGCA